Molecule: messenger RNA, 1695 nt
Organism: Aaosphaeria arxii CBS 175.79
Lineage: Eukaryota; Fungi; Ascomycota; Dothideomycetes; Pleosporales
Exons: 5
Coding region: 1-1695 (564 amino acids)
Molecular function (GO): protein binding
Source: RefSeq, a predicted model, not a curated record
AUGUCGGAUCAGAUAGGUAUGCCUGUCUCGGAGGCUGAAGGGGCGAUCGUGGGAUUAUCAAAUGCUCAGACUUCGGUAUCCACGAUGCUCGCCACACAGGACACGGGAUACAAUCCUGCUCACCUACCGCAUCUGUCCAAUGAGUUGAAGAUGAUGAUACUGUCCCAACUCAGUCAAAAGGACUUGCUCCUGGGUGUUGCACAAACUUGCAAGGGACUGCAGGAGAUCUGCUACUUCCUUGGGUACAAGAAGGUCAAUAUCCAGUCUGGAUCAUCGACUCUGCUGUGGGGAGACGUAAACUGGGCGGCUCAUUCAGGCAUGGCACACAUUCGUCAUAUCGAAAUGCACUUGACUCGUCGCACGAAUCCAUUUUUAGCAGCUGCCGACGACAUCAUAUUGAGGGGCUUCGUGGAGUCUCUCCCAGUCAAUCUGCUUACUUUCCGGCUCCGAUCAUCAAACCAUGCCCCUCAAGGGAUCUCUGCCCCUUCAUUAAGAAGUUUGUCGCGAACACAAAGUCGCUUACAAGUUCUUGAGUUUCCAAUCUUCAACUAUGGAACUGGAGAGUCUGAUUUCGAUCGAAUAAUGACCACAUGCGAGCUUCCCGAGUUAGAGCGUCUGGCCUUGACCACUUGCUCAUUCCGCUCUGUGCUUAAUCUUUGGGGAUCAUCAAUCAUUAGAUUGCCAAAACUGCAGGAACUACACAUAACUAUCUCAUCAGUAUGCCAACACAGCUCCGUUUUCUGGCAUGGGCCUGGAUUGAACAUCGGAAAGCUUUCAUCGAUGAGCCCACUGAUCACUCGGCUCACCAUGCACGGCUUGAAGCUCAAUUGCCGUCUACGCCAGAAGCUUCCCUCUGUUCGCGUUGUUCAAUUCAUCGAAUGUGUCGAAAUUGAGGCGCUCUUCUCCCACAAGCAUAGCUGCCUGUUUCCCAACUUAACAGCGCUUAUGAUCAGGUCCGUUCAGGUCAUCUCCGUCAUCCCCCAGCAUCUAUGCACGAUAUCCCAAUUGAAGGAGUUAUACCUUGACCUCCCAGGAGUUUACAGUUCAUUCCUCGAACAUUUCAACAACGGUGCCAGUUCCUUGGAGUUACUUGUUUGGGGCCCGGCUGUGCAUCGAAUAGGAGCUGACAGAGUUCCUUUGCAAUUGUACGAUUGGAUCCCCUGUUGUCCUAGGAUAGCUUUCCUUGGGGUGGCUCUUCCGCACCCCCAUGUCUUGUGGAAUUCCAAUAUUCCCGGCGAUAUGCAACUCAAUUCAGAAGCGCUAAAGUCAAUUAGGGAUGCAGCAUCGCUAGAGGCCUUGUUCUGUCUAUGCCAUCUCGAUGCAGGGACAUACAACUAUGAUCGUCAGAAUCCAAUGCAUGCUGAUUUGGAGGGAUGGUUUCGUGGUGAAUGCCUCAUAUUCAACGCCGCACUUGGUGGAGAUUACUGCAUUACACCCUCACUGCAAUUCUUCACAAGCACUCAUUUGGUCAUGGAGCCUGCCUACUCUAAAAAGGUGCUUCCAUGGCCAUUUUUGCAAAACCAGACAAAGAAAAUUAUUGCUUUCAAACCAAGUCUGUUUACCAUCAAGGGAACAGAAUGGAAAACUCUUUUCUUACAAAAGUAUUCAGCGCGAAACCUGUUUUUCCUGGAAGAUUUUGCAGAUGCUAUGAUUCAGAAGAGUGUCGCGUACCAGAUCCAGGAUUUGCCAAGGUGA